Meriones unguiculatus (Mongolian gerbil) is the source of this 8403-nucleotide messenger RNA. It is a transcript of the gene Eid3, whose product is annotated as EP300 interacting inhibitor of differentiation 3. Lineage: Eukaryota; Metazoa; Chordata; Mammalia; Rodentia; Muridae. The record is from RefSeq and is a predicted model, not a curated record. The coding region runs from base 7079 to 8302 and encodes 407 amino acids. Gene Ontology annotation, cellular component: Smc5-Smc6 complex; nucleus. Gene Ontology annotation, biological process: DNA repair. The transcript has a single exon.
ACUGCAGGCUCCCGACCCACGUGCUCAGAUCCCUGAACCAGGAAGAGCCAAGACAAGCCUUUCCGUUUAAAGUGGUUGUUCAAAGUGCCCUUUGCUCAGGUUUCCCAGCUUACAGCGGCAGGUGGGUGGCAUGGGGAAGUCUUGAGAUAAGGGCAUCAGGAAAUGCUUAUCCCUCCCUCCCUCAUCAGGCCGCCGCAUCACCUUCCUCCUGAUUCUCUGAGGCAUGGAGCAACCAGGAAUCCCUUGGGUUGCAUUUGUUUCCCAUCAGGCAUUUCUCUAGCUCAGAGUUAACAGUUGAGUGGCUAUAAAGGAACGGAGAUCUACACUUCAGUGGCAAGUAUGCCGGACAACCCUUUUUUUUUGGAGGGGUGACAGGCUGCAGAAUUGCAAAAAAUGCAUGAUGAGACACCAGGCAGUGUGUUGAAGUCAGAGGACACUGUGAGGUCCCUCCCUUCCUUCCCCCUCGUGCAUCCUGGGGAUCAAACUCCAGACUCUUUUCUUGGCAGCAAGUGCCUCCCGCACUGAGCCAUCUCACCAGCCCUUCUGUGAAUUCCAAAAGUAAUACAUCCUGGAACAUUGCUUUCUUAGUGAACACGAGGCCUGCUAAGUGUAAAAAACAGAUGUAUGUGCUCUCAAGGAUAUUAGCAAUUACUGCGCGUUUUAAAAAGUCUUUCCUGCUUUAAAAGAAACACAGUUUAACAGAGUGAAUGAGGGAAGGGAACUGGACUUGAAAGGCUAAUAGCAAAUGGGUGUGAACUAGUUAAAAGAGGAUGAAAGCUUUUACCUUAGUUAAAGUAGUUGCAUCACUCAGACCUGUUUGCAAGUGAAAGAACACAAAGGCCGAGCACUGCAUUCCCCUGGGAGACUACCUGCAUUGUAAAUGUAUAUUAAGACGCUACAAUCAUGUGUUCCUAUAUGAUCUUAUCCAUGCAGUGGGAGUAAAACACUUCUAUAAGCUUUGGAAUUAACUUUAUUGACAUGCCUCUCUGGCUUUUUCAAUUUCAGAUGACCCUCUAAUUUCAGGGGUUUGGUGAGGUACAGAGCCAUGAAUGGCGUUCAUAUAUACUUAACGUUUACUACAUACAAGGAGCUUAAGUCAGCUAGCUGUUGUAGUUUGUAUUUUCUUAAAGAAUGGGAGGGGACAGGUAAGAUGUUUGGCUUGAGAACUUUGAGCCACUUGCCACAGUGAGUGUUGAAGAAGAGGAGAGGGCGAACUUCAGAAGGACUGUAGGCACAGGUGAGGAGUUUAAAGGGGAAUUUGACCAAAUGUUUCCCCUCCCUCGGUGUGUGUGUGUGUGUGUGUGUGUGUGUGUGUGUACAUACAUACGUGCACAUGUGCCAGGAUUGAACAGAGCUGGAAACAUUCUAGGUAAGAGCUCUACCAUACAGCUAUCCCCAGGGCAACAUCUUGGUGUGUUUGCUUGUGAUAUGGGGUAGAACCCAGGCCUUACCCAGACUUACACAGGCCAGUGUUCCGCCAGUUAGCUACACUGCAUUCCUAGCUCUUCUGUUGUAGAUUUUAUUCUUCCCUCUCUCUCUCUCUCUCUCUCUCUCUCUCUCUCUCUCCUUCUUUGCCUCCCUCCCUCCCUCUCUUUCUUUCUUCAUUCAUUUAUUUGAGACAGGGAUUCUCUGUGUAGCCUUGGCUGUCCUAGACUCACUCUGUAGACCAGGCUGGCCUCAAACUCACAGGGACCCGUCUGCCUCUGCCUCCCUGAGUGCUGGGAUCACAGGCAUGCACCAGCAUACACGGUCUCUCUCUCUCUCUCUCUCUCUCUCUCUCUCUCUCUCUCUCUCUCUCUCUCUCAGGCAGUUUCCCUAUGUAGAUCAGGCUGGCUAGGUAGCCUAAAUUGGCCAUGGAAUUACUAAGUGUCUUCAGCUUCUGCCCUUUUGAGUGCUAGGAUUAAAGGUGUAUACUGCCAAGCCUGGCAGCAUUUUAUUUUAUCUUUAAGGCAGGACUACAAGAAUCAGAAUUUGAGAUUCCAGAGGUUUUAAUUUUUUUUUUUUUUUUUUUACUACAUUUGUGUGCGUGCAUGCAGGUGCACUUACUGGUGUGUGUAAGGGUCAGAGACAACUUGUGUGAUGCAGUCUCCUUCCACCAUGCAGGCCUCAGGGAUUGCACUCAGGCUGUCAGGCAUAGUGGCUGGUGCUUUCCACACUGGCCAUCUCCACGGCCAGAGUUUUGGAACUACCUGUUUAAAUGCCUCUUGUUUGGUGGAACUGAGAAGAAAGGGCAGGGUCAGUGAGACGGUACCCAUUGGAGUACUACCACAGUUAAGCCUUCAGAGGUCUGAGGAGAGGGCCGAGCUGAUGAGACUGAAAUUGGCUGCAUGAGAUUCAGUUUCUUUAAGAGAGAGCAGGCAGGCGGUAGAGAAUCCCACCCAAGCACAUGGAGCCCAGUUGUGGUCAGUCCCCAGUCCCCAAGCCCACCCUGUUGGAUUAGCACCAGCCUGGCUUUUCCUGACAGUCAUGGGAGAAGGGUUCUUAUUUCUUCUGGCCCAGCUCACCUCACACUCUCACGCAGGCAGCAUCACCCCUGAACACUCCCUCCCUACCUGCCCUGGACCGCCUUUCUCAGGGCUGCUGCUUGCUGCCAGAUCUUCUACCAUAAAGGGCUGAGUUUUCAAUGAGCUGUUAUGUGCUUUCUUGGGCCAGGGCCAGCGGGGUUUUCUUCUCGUCUGCUCUACUCCCAGGCUCCUGGGACUAGUCACACCUGCAGUUCCCUAGGUUCCCUACUCAGUUUCUUUAUUUCAAUUCCUGGUGUCUCUUCCUGUCCAAAGCCACUCUUCCAGGUGAGUGCCUGUUCAGAGAAUAGUUGUGUUUCCACAGCACCUCUGCAAAUCCUUAGGAAUCCCACAAACUGAUUUUCUGGCUUGCUUAUCAAGGUGGAGAGGUAGGCUUACUUUACAUUCCCGUGUUUCCAAGGGUAUGUUAGUACCCCAUCUAAAUGGAUACGCCCAUUGGUGAUAGUAACAGCUGUUUGUGUGCUGGGUUCUAAGUUCUCACAGCUGCCCGAGAUGGAUAUGGUGUCACCAGUCUUGCAGAAAAUAAAAUGAAGGCCUCCAGAUCACACAGGCACGCCGAGAUCAUAUAGCUGGCAGAGGCAGGGCUGCAGGGGGCCAGACCCCAGGGCUGUACAGCACUCUCUGCUCUGCUCACACCUCUCUGGCUUUGUUACUGCUUUUGAGACACACGGCUGCUCUAGGUCUGACGCAUGUGCUCAUGAGUCAGGAUGGAGCCCACGUAGAUCCCAGUAUUCCUAGCAUAGUUCUGGCAUACAGUAGACCUCCAUUCAUGUGAGGCUUGCUGGGUGAGACUUCAUUCCACUGUGCCUACUAAAUAAGGAUGAUAGACUUUUCUAUUAGCUCUUCAUAGGCAUUCCACACAUUAAUGCUUCAUUCCUAUACUCGUUUGGUAAGUAUUCAUUCUAAGUGGCGGGGGACAUAGCUCCCUGAGGGAGUUAAGUUUGAAGGUUCUGAUCUCUUUGAAGAUGGGUUGUCGGACACCUAACUCUGAGCUGUGAGAACUGGUUCUGAGUAGCACAUUGGGACACAAUUUAGGACUUUAUAACUGAUGGUCUCAGUGCCUUUAGCACCUCAGGCAGGUGGGCCUUUGUCAGUCAGGAAGAAAGAGGUCACUUUAGCUAGUUGACUCUGCAGUCAGCGUCAAGCUAUGUUACCCUCUUAUCUCUAACACAGAUCCGUAUGGUAAUAUAUGCACUUAAGAACACUUCUGUUAAGAUUUAGGGUGUAGCUCAGUGGUAGAGGGACUGCUUCACAUGCUCAAGCCCGGGCUCCAGUCCAUAACUACCAGAAAAUGUAUGCCAACAAAUAAAUAUUUUUCCAUAACUGAAAAAAAGGAAAGAAAAAAAAAGUAACAGGUUUUAAGGUAGAAUGGAAUGCCCAGUAGACUGACUUUGCAAAUGAGGAGACUCAAAACUCCUAGAGAGAAAAUUAAGUGGCAAUUAAGAAAGCAUUUUUUUUUAAGAUGUCCACAUUUAUACGUGUACAUGUGUGUGUGAGUACAGGGGCCUGAGGACCACAGAGGCAUCAGCUCUGCAGCAGGAGUUAUAGAUACAAGUCCUCUGACGUGGGUUCUAGGAACCAAGGGUUCUCUGCAAGAGCCGUCUCUGUGGCCCUUCAGAGCAGGUAUUUGAUUUGAAACCAGGUCUGCUGGUUUCUGCAUUCUCCAACAGACAGCCAGUGUUCCACCUCUUGUGUUGACCAGAAUGAUGCUUUUCUUGGCGUGUCUGACCUCCAGAGUAUGUGGGUUGUAAUUGGUUUUGAAAGUGUCAAGAAGUACAUACUGUUACCACAAAGGAAGGGUAGAGGUUUAAAUAUUCUAAAAUACUUCACUGUCUAGAUGCAAGUUAUUUAGUGUGACUUGAUCUUCAUUUUAUCUUGUUUCAUGAGUGCACGGCUGCCUUGUGCCUGGGUGUGUACAGCUCAUUGGCUGUGUGGUUGACAGCUGUAAGGAAGGCCGUGGGUUUGAUCUCCAGCACCGACCGUACAAUAGUAUAAUCCAUUUUAUGUGUAAGAGAAGUUACUCAACCUCUCUUUGGCUACGGUACUUUAGAGUCUGCCAUGAGAAAAAACACCUUUCUGUGCAAACCCAGACACUCUGGAUCUGCUUUGGAAUAGCUGUCAGAUGGGUUUACUCUUCAGGGUUCUCAGCAUACUUUUUUUUGGUUGAAACCUUAGUGGUUUCUUUCAAUUUCUUACUGCAGUUUUUCUUCCUGCACCAAUACAUUUGUUACAGAAGAAUAUGCUUGUGUUUAUUCUUCUCUGACAGUUUAACCUUUGAAAUGUAUUAUUCUCCCUUCCUCCUAUUUAUUUUUGAGUCAGGCUGUCUUUGAAGCUGAUCCUCCUGCCUCCACCUCCCAAGUGCUAGGAUUAUAGGUGUGCACUUGCCUGGUGCUGAGGAUCCCUCAGACCCAGGGCUUUGUGCAUAUUGGGCAAGUGUAAAUUACUACUACUUUGUAUGUAAAAGUAUCUUUGAGACAGCCAGACAUUGUACCAUAUACCUUUAUUCCCAGCACUUGGAAGGCAGAGGCAGGUGGAUGUCUGUGAAUUCGGGGCCAGCCUUGUCUAUAAAGUGAGUCCAGGAUAGCCAGGGCUCUGUUACACAGAAGCCCUGUCUCGGGUUGGGGAUGUAUAUCUAUUUGAGGUACUUUGGAACAUAGUAAGUACUUGCUCAGUAGUUAAAACCCCACUGAUUGAUUUUAUAAUCUUUUUUAAAAUUUUAUUUAAUUUUAUUCUCUAUACCUUGGUAUGAAGGUGUCAGAAUCCAUGGAGCUAGAGUUAUAGACAGUUGUAAGCUGCCACGUGGGUGCCAGGAAUUGAACCUGGGACCUUUGGAAGACCAGCAGCUGCUCUUAAUCACUGAGCCAUCUCUCCAGCCCCUAUAAUCUUACUUUUGUACUUUGAGUACUUUUAUAAUUCCAUUUUACAGAUGAGGCACAGCCGUGGCUUGAAGGUGUAGCAGCCUGUCUAAGCCAGUGCCAGGUAGAUGAAGACUGGGACACAGGCUUUCCUCCAGUCUGUUGUAAAUUUUAAAUUAGGGAUGUGUCUGCAUCUGUGAUGGUGUGAAUGUCUCCCAUGUAUGUGCAGGUGCCUGCAAAGGCCAGAAGAGGUUGGAUCCCCUGAGGUAUAGUUUCAGGGAGUUGUGAGACUCAGUCCUCCUGAAGAGCUGCAAGUGCUCUUAUUCUCUGAACCAUGUCUUUUAGUUAUUCCAGCACAUUAAAAAUUAAAAUUAUGGUAUGUGUAUGGUAUAUGUGUAGACUUAAGUACUAUGUCUGUAUGUUGAGUUCAGAGGGCAGUGCAUGUGCAGGCAAGAGCACCAUGGUCCGUGUGUGGAGCUCAGAGGACAAAUUUGUUGGAUUGGUUCUUUUUUCUCACUUUCAGUGGUUUGCCUUUUAAAGAUUUAUUUUUAAGUAUGUGUGUGUACAUGGUUACCAAUGGAGGCUAGAUGAAGGUGUUAGAACUGGAGUUAUAGGCAAGGGAUGCUGGGAACCAAACCUGUGUUCUCUGGAAGUGCUGGGAAGACUCUUGAAGGGUGAGCUAUAUUUUAUGUGGUUUUUCUCUUUCCUCCCUUUUGAGACAUGUCUCUAGACAGGAUGGCUUGAACUCUUAAGGGCUAGAACUAUGAUUCAGCAUCAAAGAGCCCUUAUUCCUUGGGAAGUAGGGAAUCUGAUGCCCUCUUCUGACCUCAGAUACCAGGCAUGCUUGUGGUGCACAUACAUACAUGCAAAAUGCUUACAUGUACAAAAUAACUUUUUAAUUAAGAAAAAAGUUUUGUUCUCUUUUCUUUUUUUUUUUUGAGAUAGAGUUUUUCUGUGUAGCUCUGUCUGUUCUGGAACUUCCUCUAGGGACCACACUGGCCUUGAACUCGUUCUCUCUGCCUCAGCCUCCCAAGUGCUGUCAUUAAAGGCUUGUGCUGAUACCAUGCCCAACCCCAGUAAUUCUGAGUUGCUCCUGGAUAAAAGAGAUUAUUGCAGUUGAAUAAGGACUUUGGAAUGAUUUAAUAUAAUUAUAGAUGUUAUUUUGAUCUUCACUGCAAGGAACUUUGAACAACCUCCCCCAAGCUUUAAGAAAAAGGGUCUCCUCAUAGUUGUUUGUGCCCGGACCUCAGCCACUGACCCCAGGCUGCGAAUUGGACAUGUGCCUGUUGGACUUAGAAACAAAAUAUUCCUUACGCCUUCCUUUGUUAUCUCGCUGUGCCCUGAUAACCCGUUGGGUCUCCAGUGAGCUGGCGUGUAGCUUUUCCAAAGCAUAUUAUUCAGCCAGCAGAUAGCACAGAUGGUGCUGAAAAUCUUCAUGGUUUGCUCCCGUGCCCAGGAUUCAGGGGUUGCCCCCCUGUAGAGGAUAAAAGCCUCUCUUUAGCCUUUGGCGGGUUUCCAGAGAAACGGCUCCCUUGCAGAACCCUGCCCACUGUUCUUCCACUUUGAGUGGAGACGCUUCUAAGAUCGCUUUUGUGUACGUCCCUCGUGGUGAGCGGGAAUUAGCAUGGACUUCCGCUCAGGCAGAGGGCCGGUCCGGAGCUGGGGGCGUGGUCACGGAGUGAGGGGCGGGGCCUCUAGCGCAUGUGCAGAAAGCAGCGGUUCCAACGGUCUCCACCGCUGCCAUUGCCGUCGCAGCCACCGUUGGUUGCCCUCAGCUGUUACCUGCGCGCCACCAUCAUGUCUAAAGGACAAGGUUUCUUGACUGGAGGCAAGGAGAAAGGAGAGGAUCAGGUCAGGAGCCUGGCGUGGCGGUACCUGGUGAAGCAGGGGGAGGAGGAGGAGGUGCUGAAGAAGGAGGAUGAGGACUACGACGACGACGAGGAGGAAGGCCUGGACAGUGACUCUGAGGACCUGAGCCCCGGGGCCUCUGACAUGCACCCGGACCUCCUGGAGCUGGCGGUGGACCGCGAGAAGUGCCGCAGCAUCCGCAGGCAGUACCGGCAGCUCAUCUACACCGUGCAGCAGAACCGCGAGGACAUCGUGAACACAGCCAGCAACUCGCUGACCGAGGCCCUGGAGGAGGCCAACGUGCUGUUCGACGGAGUGAGCCGGACCAGAGAGGCAGCCCUCGAUGCCCAGUUCCUGGUUUUGGCCUCUGAUCUGGGUAAAGAAAAAGCAAAGCAGUUAAACUCGGAUAUGAGCUUUUUUAAUCACGUGGCGUUCUGUGACGCGCUGCUGGUGUUUGUGGGCCUGAACUGGGUGGAAGAAGAGUGUGGCGAGUUGAGCGAGUGCGACGAAAGCAUAGCGCGUUCCUUCUGGGGAACGCUGCAGAAGGAGGCCACGUCCUGGAUGCAGCGAGCCGAAACAUUCCACUUCAUUUUUGGUUCGUUCAAGGCAGAACGUUCUGCACGAAAGCCCCGGCUUGACCAUCACAAAAGAGCUUGCAAAAUGGAAGGAAAUGGAGAUAUGCCUACAAAGUUGAGGAAGCUGGACAUGCAUGCUAAUCAGGAGACCACAGAAAAAGAAGUAGAAAGAAUCUUGGGGUUGCUGCAGACCUACUUUCAAAAGUACCCUGAUACUCCAGUAUCGUAUUUUGAGUUUGUGAUUGAUCCAAACUCGUUUUCUCGCACUGUGGAGAAUAUCUUCUAUGUUUCUUUUAUCAUUAGAGAUGGCUUCGCAAGAAUAAGGCUUGACCAAGACAGACUGCCAAUUUUAGAGCCAACUAAUGUCAACCAAGUGGGUGAAGAAAAUGAUUCCUGUUCUUAUGGCAGGAAACAAGGGGUUAUAUCUUUGAGUUUGCAGGACUGGAAAAAUAUUGUCUCCACUUUUGAAAUUUCAGAGGCUAUGAUCAAAAACUCAUACUAAAGACUUUUGUUUGUAGUGUAUGACUUCUGUCUUGUACUAACUUUCUCAAAGUAGAAUCUAAACAGAAGCACAUAGUCUAGUAAACUGUUUUUGUGAGCAAA